Messenger RNA from Oryzias melastigma (Indian medaka), 5050 nucleotides. It is a transcript of the gene btbd8, whose product is annotated as BTB domain containing 8. Gene Ontology annotation, molecular function: protein binding. The transcript is spliced from 19 exons. The record is from RefSeq and is a predicted model, not a curated record. NCBI's taxonomy places the organism in Eukaryota, Metazoa, Chordata, Actinopteri, Beloniformes, Adrianichthyidae. Bases 153 to 4718 code for a protein of 1521 amino acids.
CCAGCCAGAGUCCGCUCCUGCGUUUGUGUCACGGGGCGUCCGGACGUGAUGUUUGAAGAAGACAGCGAACGGUCAUCUUCCUCAUCCUCGUUAGCAUAGCCUGCUAGCACCGAAGAUGUUUUGUUAGCAGCGUCGACGGAACACAAGGAGCCAUGAUCACCACUGAGGCUUCCAGAGAGUUUCAGGCCAAAGAGCGCAAAUACAAAGAGCAGCUGAAGAGAUGUUUGUCACCUGCUCUGUCUGCAGACCUGAAAAGGCUGCUGCAGGAGGAGCUGGAGACGGACAUUUGCCUGUGCACCGCUUCUGGUUCAGUCCGGGCUCACAGACCCGUGUUGUUGGCCAGAGCUCCUCAUCUUCUGACGGGACAGACGCACAAAGAUCCCACCACCAUCCACCUGCCAAACUAUGAGCUUUCUGCCCUCAAAGAUUUCCUCUGGCAAGUGUACACGGCAGACCAGAGCAUGCAGACGAAUGAAGCAAGUUCUGACUCUGGAGAUCUAAAUUCAGAGCCAGCAGACCCUCACAGUCCCCCUCUUUCAGGUGCUGCUGUUCUCGAGCCGGCCUCUGGACUUGGGGCCGACCUGCUGCAUUUGUACCACAAGGGGGAGCAGUGUGACAUCACCAUUCAAGUAGGAGAGCAGGUCUUCUCCUGUCACAGGGCGAUUCUGUGUGCACGCUCCCAGUACUUCAGAGCCAUGCUGACUGGAAGUUGGAUGGAAAGCUCCAGACAGUGCAUCACUCUGCAAGGUUUGGGGCCAGAUGAGAUGGAAAUCUUGCUCCAGUUCAUGUAUGGAGCCAUUGUAGAUUUGCCCAGUGGAGCAAAUGCCAGUCAGGUGAUCCUAGCUGCAGACAUGUUGGGUCUAGAGGGACUGAAAGACGUUGUGGAGAUGGUUUUUAUAAGAGAAUACUGCCGCUUCUUCCCCAAGCCAGUCGAUGGCGUUCAGAGAACAAUCCUUGAGUGCCUCUCGCUCACACACGUCUUAGGCCUUCAAAACCUCCAUAUGCAAUGUAAGAGAUGGGUGGCUGAGCAUUACGUGAAAGCCUGGUGUGAGAGGAACUUCUCCCUCUUGUCUGUGGAGCUGCAGAAAGCCUGUUUAACUGCUGUCACUGAAACAAUGACGGUGCAGAACGUGGUGACGGUGCUGUGUGGCACAGAGCAGCUCAUGGGCAGUCUCCCUGAGGUGAAGUGGGCCCAGCAGGUGAGGUGCCUGGCCACUCAGCUCCAGGACCAGAGCUUGCAGGUCAUUGUCCAGCACCUCCCCCGGGUCGUCCACACUCAGGCUUUCCAGGACCUCCUCAGGAGAGAAGAGUUUACAAGAGAACCAACUUUGCUGAAGAAGCUGUGUUCCGCCAUCAGAGAGGGUGUGACUGUAGACAACUGCUGUGACCUUUUCACGGCAGUCCAUCAUCUGUGUGGAGAUGCUCUGGAGGAGGACUUUCUUUUGGAGCAGCAGCAGGAGCCGUUCAGGCGAGAGAUUUGCGUGCUGCGCGGGCGUCUCUGGACCUUCCUCCUUCAGAGCUUUUAUGCUGUUCGCCACACACCGGGAUGGGACGCUCUGCCCUCCAAACACAGAGAGAGGAUCCUAGCAGAUGCUAUUGAUAAAGGAGAUAACCGACGACUUGGCAAAAAGCCUGUGUUCACUAGCUCACAGUCGAAGGCUGUAAAAUGCCCUACAUCUCUGCCUGAGAGUCCUCCGGUGCUCCGGACCCAGCGGGUUUCACAAAAAAGAAAUCCCUCCCCUCACAGCGCUCCGUCAGCCAUGAAAUCGGAUGGGCUGGGCACAGCAAACAGGCCGGGAAGCGGUCAGACAUCCAAAGGGAAGACUGUGCAGAAAGCGGGAGAUAGGAUCGGAGCGGCAAAAACCGCAUCGGCUGCUACCCCUUUUGUCAAUGGAACGGAAGCUGCACGGGCCAAACGGGAAGCGCUCAGGAGUUCCUGCGGUUCCAAAGAGCACGACAAGAAGCCAAACCCAGGAGCGAGGCCCAAAACGUCUCCUCAGAACCACACGCCUCCAAGUCAGGCAGCAACAAACACUCAGAGGAACUCUUCAGGAAAGGCUCCCGCCACUGCCGGCAGCACUCGAACUCAGCCCAGACCUUUGUCUGUGUCGGGCAGUACCUCGCCUGAGAACGGGGCCAGCAGCCCACACAUCGACGCCCACACAGUUCCAGGUGCAAAGCCCAAACAGCAAACCAAACCAGUUAACAAACCCCCUCUGACGAGGCCUCCUCAGAAACCGGAGCCAACAAAGAGCAGCAGUGCCUCCAGUAAGUCAAGCGUGAGAGAUGCUGCUAAAGCUAAGACUGCUGCAGCAGAGAAACCUGCAGCAAAAGCAGAUAGCAAAGGAAGAAGCACUUCCAACCCGGCCGUGUCCAAACAUGGAAUUUCCUUAAAGAAGACUGCUUCUCCAAGGACAGAAGACGUCAAAGAUGUGGUGAAAUCCUCUGCAGCGGACAGAGCCGUCAGCAGCGUUUCUAAAAAGAUCACAAAACCAAACUCGUCAAACGGAGUUCUGCCUAAAUCUAAUGUUAAAACAGCAAAACUCUCCGGCGCCUCAAACAAGCAACCAGCAGCGACUGCCAAGUCUGUGCCAAAAACCAAAAGUGGACCUGAGAUAUCCACUGAAAAAUCUGCACCAAAAACGUCCCAAACCUCGGCUACAUCCAAAAAACUUGACAGUAAAGAAAAGGUACCGGCGAAUGGGAAAGGCACUAAACCCAAGUUGGAACCAGCAAACACUGGGACUGAUACUGUGGUGGAAAAAGACACCACGGAGUCCUCUGAGAAACACGCAGCAAAGUCCACACAGUCCAAUCCAAGUGGCGCUGACUCACUGUUCCCAAACACCAACGUCCAGUUGGACAACAGUGCAGGAAACGAGAAGAGCGUUAAGCCAACUGCUAACGUGCUUCAUGUCAAAUUUGCUGAACCACAGUCUUGCAAAGAGACGGUGGAGAACAAAGCAGCACAGCCUCAAAAGAGCGUAGGCUUUGCUAAAAUCAGCGGACAAGCUCCUGGGGUCAACGCGCCAAAUUCCCGGGGAGGCGUCGAACGCUCGAGCGAUGUUCCCUGUAAUACAGGAAGUCCCCAGGAUGACUCCUGGAGUGGAAUAAACCAUCAGUUCACCCCCGAAUCUGAGACCGGCAGCACUCGCACCACUUCCUCGGACGACAUCAAACCUCGUUCAGAAGACUAUGACGCAGGAGGCUCCCAGGAUGACGACUUCUCCAACGACAGGGGUGUGUCCAAAUGUGGCACCAUGCGCUGUCCGGACUUUCUGGGGCGCAGUAGCAGUGACACCAGCACCCCAGAGGAGCUGAAGAUGUAUGAAACCGGGUCAGGGUUGAGAGUUGAGGUGCGCUUACGUGGCAGAGAAGCAGAGACCACCAGCGAGGAGGAGGCAGUGAGACAGCGACCUUGCUCCUGGUUGCAAAGAGAUGAGGUUUCCAUGGAAAAGAAGCCCUCAGAUGUUGAGGCAGCAAGUGGCCCCAACCAUCAACCUCUCUCCUUUGAGGACGACGACGACGAUGAGGAAGAUGACGAAACAGAAGACGAGAGGUCAGAAGUUGAAGUUAUUCCAGGUCAGACUCAAAUGUCACCAACAGAACCCUCGCCACAUUUUCAGGGAAUUGUCAACCUUGCGUUUGACGAUGACACCGUGGACCAAGAUACAGAUCAGGCUGGCUACCAAUCCACCGCAAACUUCCGCCGCUCAGUUUUGCUGUCUGUUGAGGAAUGCGAGGAGUUGGGCUCAGAGGAAGGCGGAGCCCAAACUCCACCUCAGCAUCCAGAUGAAGGUUUGACUUCCUGUGAUGUUUUCGAGUCUGAUUCAACCACUCCUCAGUUUGGUUAUGCCACCGACCCAGAGAGUCACCCCCUAAAACAUCCUGAAGAAAACCUUUUGAAGCACAAGGAGGAGAAUUGUGAAGAAAGAUCCAUAUUCCUUACGGAGAUCCUCGAGCCCGUGCAGGGGGAGACCAAUCACCUCCCACUGAAUGAAACAAAAGCCAUCAACCCCUCCCUGGACUCCGACUCCAGAGACACGCCCCAAGAACGCCCAAGCCACCUGGACCUGCGGCCAGCAGAACAGUACAAUGGAGGGAAAAGCAAAAAUCCUCCCCAACAGUCAGAGAGCAACAAGGCUGAUUUACAUCUAGACUUAAAAGACCCUCAGCUGACAGGCAGCUCUCCUGUUCAUGCUGCACAGUCUCCAGCAGGGGACAAUGGUUGUGACAGAAUGGAUCAAAGCUGCAAACAUGACCGCCGGCCAUCCAAAAUCCUGUCACCCAUUUACGAGAUGGACAUGGGGGAGGCCUUUGAGCACUGCUCGGAUAAGGGCAGAGAUGGGGAACGACAGGUGGAAGAAGACAAACAAAGAGAAGAUGGCGACAAAAGCAGCGAGUUUGCAGAGCAGGACUGGAGCCUGCUGAGGCAGCUUCUCUCAGACCAUGAGUCCAGUCUGGGCGUCAUCAAUCCUGUGCCUGAGGAGCUAAACUUGGCUCAGUACCUAAUCAAGCAGACGCUGUCUUUGUCCCGCGACUGCCUGGACUCACAGUCCAUCCUGUCCCCUGAGAAAGAGUCCUUCAAACGCUGGGCAGAGCUCAUCUCACCUAUGGAGGACUCCUCCACCAGCAUCACCGUUACUAGCUUCUCCCCAGAAGAUGCCGCCUCCCCACAAGGGGAGUGGACCAUUGUGGAACUGGAAACACAUCACUGACGACACAGAGAGCCUUCAGCUAAAAAUCUGGAUUAUGUUUCUGCUGACUGUCUUAAUUUAUUUGUAAUUUAUAAUCCUGUUCUGUCUCGAUCUUUUUGACGUUUAUCCUGGACUGAACAGAGCUUUGGACUUUGCAGCAGCAGUUCCCAUCAUGCCCUUAGUGGACUUGUUCUUGAUACAAGUGGGCUGUUGUGCAUGCUGAUAUUUUUUACAACUUUUUCUUUUUCUUAGAGGUCUAUAAAAGGGUUUUCUGAAUCAUUAAAAAAAACUUUAUUGGUCCACUGACUUGCAUUAUUGUAAGUGUAAAAUAAAAGCUGUGUUUAUGAAAAAUA